Molecule: messenger RNA, 2826 nt
Organism: Cucurbitaria berberidis CBS 394.84
Lineage: Eukaryota; Fungi; Ascomycota; Dothideomycetes; Pleosporales; Cucurbitariaceae
Product: DEAD-domain-containing protein
Exons: 3
Coding region: 20-2698 (892 amino acids)
Cellular component (GO): nucleus
Molecular function (GO): RNA helicase activity; ATP binding; RNA binding
Source: RefSeq, a predicted model, not a curated record
UACAUACGACCCUCCGAUUAUGGCUCCUCGCGCGAGCUCCCCGGCGGUCUCCGAGAACGAGUUCGACGUCUUCGACGCUCUCGCUGGCGGCGACGAUGUGCAGCAAGAGAUAGGAUUGACGCAAGACCUCGGAAUAGAUCUUGGUAUUGGCAGCGAAGAUGGAUCAGAUGAUGAGGCAUUUAUUGCUGCGAAGCAAGCCGCAUCGAACCGCAAAUCCUCCAACCUGGGUAAAUCGAUCAAGAAAGGCGGAGGCUUCCAGGCAAUGGGCUUGAACGCGGCCCUCCUGAAGGCUAUAGUGCAGAAGGGCUUCAAGAUACCGACCCCGAUCCAGCGCAAGGCUGUGCCGCUCAUGCUUCAAGGAGAUGAUGUCGUAGGCAUGGCCAGGACUGGAUCAGGCAAGACGGCUGCUUUCGUUAUUCCCAUGAUCCAAAAGCUCAAGGCACACUCUGCUAAGGUGGGCGCUCGUGGCAUCAUCAUGUCGCCAUCUCGAGAGCUUGCGCUGCAGACAUUGAAGGUAGUGAAGGAGUUUGGACGCGGGACAGAUCUGAGGACUAUACUGCUUGUCGGUGGUGACAGUCUUGAAGAACAAUUCAGCUCUAUGACAACGAAUCCAGAUAUCAUCAUCGCGACCCCUGGUCGAUUCCUCCAUUUGAAGGUCGAGAUGGGUCUCGACCUCUCCUCCGUGAGAUACAUAGUCUUUGACGAGGCAGACCGCCUGUUCGAAAUGGGGUUUGCAGCACAAUUAUCGGAAAUUCUACACGCUUUGCCCGCUUCAAGGCAGACGCUGUUGUUCAGUGCAACGUUACCGAAAUCACUCGUAGAAUUUGCAAGAGCUGGUUUGCAGGAGCCAAAGCUGAUACGUUUGGAUGCUGAGAGCAAGAUUUCACCGGAUCUAAAAAGUGCUUACUUUACCAUCAAAUCCGGGGAUCGAGAUGGAGCGCUGCUUCACCUUCUAGACAAUGUCAUCAAAGUGCCAGUGGGUGAGACUGAAGCAGCGAAGAAAGCCAAGGAAGACAUGGAGAAGACUAGCACUGGUAAGAAGCGGAAGCGUAGUGAUGGAUUUGUUAAAGAUGCUCCGAUUGCUGAGUCGACGAUCAUCUUUGCUGCAACGAAGCAUAGAGUGGAAUAUCUUGCUAGCUUACUUCGAGCUUCAGGUUAUGCCGUAUCUUAUGUGUACGGAAAUCUUGACCAAAUAGCCCGCAAAGAGCAGGUCCAGGACUUUCGUACUGGCAUGACACGAAUUCUCAUCGUCACCGACGUCGCUGCUCGCGGUGUGGACAUGCCUCAUAUCAAUCACGUCAUCAACUACGACUUCCCUUCACAGCCCAAAAUCUUUGUGCAUCGUGUGGGACGGACGGCUCGUGCUGGUCGGAAGGGUUGGUCGUACAGUCUGUGCAGACAUGUCGAUCUGCCGUACCUCAUCGAUCUACAGCUAUUCCUCGGGAAACGACUCUUAGUUGGCCGAGCCAACAGUGAACCUGACUACGCCGAGGAUUUUGUGGUCGGAAGUCUGGCCCCGUAUCAGCUAGAGUCAUCUGUUGAGGAAGUGAACAAGCAGCUAGUCAAUGACGAAGACUUGGCAUUGCUACUGAGUGUGGCUGAGAAGGGCGAGAAGCAGUAUCAGAGGACGCGGAACCAAGCCAGUGCUCAGAGCGUUCACCGGGCGAAAGAGUUAGCAGCGUCACCACAUUUUGCUGAGACUCACAUGCUGUUCAGCGACGACAAGCACAAUGCUCUGAGAGAGAAAGAGAAGAUGUUGGAGAGAAUUCAAUCAUUCAGACCGGCGGAGACAGUGUUUGAAAUUGGGAGACGUGGCACUGGCAGCGAAACAGCUGAGAUUAUGCGCAAGCGAAGAGAACAAGUCGGAAGACAGAAGAUGAAGCAACAGGCAAACAAGAUGGUCAACGAUCAGGUUAGCGAAAAGAAGACACCUGCAGACGAUGCGGACGAUAUCGACAUGGAAUCAGAUGACGACCACGAAGCUGCGAACGGCGCCUAUGAUUCGGAUUCCGACGAGCUGGAAGUAUCUGUUUCACAACCUAGCACAAAGAAGGCUACUCAAGAUAGCUGGCGGAACGAUGAUUUCUUCAUGUCUUAUCUACCCAAGGAGAAUAUGGCAGAAGAGAAGGCUUACGGCGUGCGUGGAGGUGACGCUGGCAACACGAACUUCGUAUCAGCGGCGCGAGCGGCAGAGAUGUCACUAGUCAACGACGAGCUUCAAGGCUUCGCUGACGAUAGCAAGCCUCGCAUGCGAUGGGACAAGAAGUCUAAGAAGUACGUCAACCGUACCAACGACGAGGAUGGUUCCAAGGGUGUAAAGAUGGUACGAGGCGAGAGCGGGCAAAAGAUUGCAGCCAGUUUCCGCAGCGGCCGCUUCGACGACUGGCGCAAAACUAACAAGGUCAAGAUGCCACGCGUGGGUGAGAUGGAAGCGCCUAAUCGCUCUGCAUCCCACAAUAACGCCCCUCGCUACAAGCACAAAGCGGAGAAGGCACCCAAGCAAGCUGACCGGUACCGCGACGACUACCAUGUUCAAAAGCAGAAGGUGGCCGAAGCGAAGGAGAAACGUAUCGGUGCAUUCAGGGAUGGUGGUGCCAAGAGCGAACUCAGGGAUGUGGAUACGGUGCGUAAGCAACGUAAGGUGCAAGAAAAUAAGAAGGCGAAGAAUGCUCGGCCGUCGAAGAAGCGCAAGUUUUGAUUUGUUUGUUCUAUACCUAGCACGGCAUGUAGCACUUUGCAUCAAUACAGGAGUGUAUAGGCGUGGGAGCCUACCCUCGGAGAGUUCGACUGAGUUGUCACUAGCACUGAAUGUCACUGAACGUCGUG